This is a messenger RNA of Macrosiphum euphorbiae (potato aphid), 1854 nucleotides long. NCBI's taxonomy places the organism in Eukaryota, Metazoa, Arthropoda, Insecta, Hemiptera, Aphididae. The record is from the annotation of a GenBank genome assembly.
AUGUGUCCACUCAUCUUGAACCAAAAUAAUGACUGUAAAUAUUGUAACAAAGCUAUACGGACUAUUAUGCGCAAAAGGCUCCGUUUACAAAAAAAUAAUUCUACUCCAAAGAGAAUUCAUAUUUUAUCUAGUCCCAAAGUACAACAACUUCGUAAAAAUCACAAAUUAACAUUGCAAAGGAAAUAUCGAGCUGUAAUACUCAAUAAAAAGCUAAAAAAUAAAUUAUUUAAUAUGCAAGGUGAAAUGUCAAAACUGACCACAAUGAAUCUUGAAGAAAGGCUAACAACUAAUAAGAUACCUACUUAUCAACGGGUUGCCUUACAUGAAAUUUUGUCCGCAUCACAAGUCCUCAAUUUAAAAGGUCGCGGAUAUUCCGAAGAUUGGAUCCUUUUAUGUUUACUAUUUCAUAUGCGUUCACCAUGUGGCUAUAAUUUUGUUAGAAAUAAUGACAUUAUGCCAUUACCUUGUGUAAGGACCAUAAGAAGGUACCUAUCAUCUAUCGAUACACAAUGUGGGUUUGAUCCAAAAUUUCUACAGAUGUUUUCUCUUUAUAUGGCACAAAAAGAAGAAUUUCAACGCCAUGGUUUGCUCGUGUUUGAUGAAAUUUCCACUCGCGAGAGUAUUGCAGUUAACUCGGCAAAUCUUACAUAUACAGGUCUAGUCGAUUUUGGUGAAGAAUGUGAGAAAGGAAAAACUUUCAGUGAUAAAGCAAAUCAUGGAUUAGUAUUUAUGUUCAUACCAUUAGAAGAUAAUUAUGCCCAACCCGUUGGUGUUUUUGCAUCAAAGGGACCGACUAAAGGUGUAGUACUAACUGAGUUAGUAAUAAAAGCUAUCACAGUACUCGAAAAAGCAGGAGCGUUUAUCCAUGGAAUUGUAUGUGACGGGGCAGCCCCAAAUCGAAAAUUUUGGAGCGAAAUGGGAAUAGGUGGAAAAAUUAAUAAAGUUAAAAAUUGGUUUGAGCACCCAACAGAUGAAAAACGGAAAAUAUUUGUGUUCUCUGAUACGCCACAUUUAUUUAAGAAUAUCAGAAAUAGGCUCUAUAAUAAUAAAGAGCUCAAGAUUCAUGAAAAUGAACCACCAGUAAAAUGGGAUCAUUUUGUAAAUGUUUACAAUUUGGAUAAACUGAAUCCUGGGAAUUUAAAAGUUUGUCCUAAAUUAUCUGCAUCUCAUAUAGUUUUGAACAGUUCUGCAAAAAUGCGUGUUCGUCUUGCUGUGCAGAUUCUUAGUAACUCAAUGGCAAAGAGUCUUGAGUUUUAUCGCUCUUAUAGUCCUCAGUUAAGCGAUUCUACAGCAACUGAGAAUUUUUGCUUGAAAAUGAAUGCAGCGUUUGAUGCAUUAAAUCGAAAGCUAAAGAAUGAAGGAGUGUCGCCAAAUAGUGAUGAUUAUAAAAUUUUACAAAAUACUCUGGAGUGGUUGAAUGAAUGGGAACAGCGUGUUAUUGAUAACAAAAUAAAGCCAAAACACUUUCUUACCAAUAAUACUUCAGAAGGGCUAAGGGUAACUUUGACUUCCACUUUAGAAAUUUGCACUUACUUAAAAAAAAAUAUGGUAUACAAUACAUUCUUACUGGAAAAAUUAAUCAAGAUGAUGUGGAACGUUUUUUUGGUACAAUUUGCCAAGCAGGAGUUGUUUUCCAAGUAUUGUGAAAUGGCAGACGUUUUAGAGCUAAUACUCACCGAACUGUUAGAAGACACUCUUUAUUUUCCUUGUUUUCAACACAGUGAAGAAAUAAUAGCUUUUACUAUCAAAUAUUAUAUAAAUAUGAGAAUGCGACAGUUUUCGCAAAGCUAUAAUUCCGAAGCACAAAAAGAAAAUAUGAACAAAAAGAAGAUAGCAAAAUUCACAUUAACAUAA